Messenger RNA from Bradysia coprophila, 7792 nucleotides. RefSeq names its product acetyl-CoA carboxylase (gene ACC). Gene Ontology annotation, cellular component: mitochondrion. Gene Ontology annotation, molecular function: ATP binding; acetyl-CoA carboxylase activity; metal ion binding. NCBI's taxonomy places the organism in Eukaryota, Metazoa, Arthropoda, Insecta, Diptera, Sciaridae. Gene Ontology annotation, biological process: fatty acid biosynthetic process. The record is from RefSeq and is a predicted model, not a curated record.
UAGCGGUCGAACCGGCGCGAACAUUUGAAGUGUUGCUUAGAAUAAACUCAUAUUAUAAAUCAAUUGAAUAAAUUUAAUAAAAUAAAUUUUUAUUAUUUAUAAAGGCUACUUGGGGUUAUUGGUAAAUUUCGAAAUAAUGCAAAAUGUGCCAGUAAAAGAAGGGAAAUUUUUCUGUUUCUUUUACUCGAAUUGGGUCGAUUAAACGUGUGGACUUUUGCUCUAAUUAAUUACAAUAAAAUAAAAAUUCAUUCUUCUGUGAAGACAACUUUUGCGCGAUAAUAUUAAGUUUAGUUCGUAUAUAUAUAGUUCGCGAUAGAAUAAUUGUCAAUUAUUCUGAGUUACUUCAGAAUUAAUGUUGAGAAAGUGCAUAUCUUUACUAAUUAAUACGGAGACGGAAGCUCGAUGAAUCUUGUAUGCUGCUGAAAUACCACUUGCCACAAACGCAAACUAUGAUCUAAUGUUACUUUUUAUGAUCGCUCUGAUAACAAUAGUUGUGGCUAUAAGUGAGGCUUUCCGGCGAUACCUUAUAUCGGUUGAUUCCACCGGCAACAAUCACAUAGAAGCAAAUAAUCCAUUAUCAGUUUCUGACGCUGAUCGCCCUACCGAAACUACUAAUAUAGUGGAUACCAAAGACAUUGUACACGAUAGUACAAUGGCAGAGAUCAAUGAAGUAAAAGUUGAGGAUACCAGUGAUUUGAAACCAAGUUUCAUUGUUGGUGAGGAUGUCGAUACAAUUCAAGAGGCCAGGGAAGCUGUUGAUGAGUUUCCACAAAAUAUGAACAAAAGUAAAUAUGGCAGUGCCAGUGAUGUUACCGAAAAGAGGAAACGAUUGAGGCCUAGUAUGUCCCGAGGCACUGGUCUUGGUCAAGAUCGUUAUCAACAUCGUGACUUCAUGAUCGCUACUACGGAAGAAUUUGUUAAGAAAUUUGGUGGUACUCGGGCCAUUAACAAGAUUUUAAUUGCUAAUAAUGGAAUAGCAGCUGUAAAAUGUAUGAGAUCGAUGCGUCGUUGGUGUUAUAAUAUGUUUCAAGAUGAGAGAGCUGUUAAAUUCUUAGUUAUGGUUACUCCUGAAGAUUUGCAAGCUAAUGCCGAGUACUUUAAAAUGGCCGAUCAAUAUGUCGGCGUUCAAGGAGGAUCGAACAAUAACAAUUACGCUAAUGUUGAACUCAUUGUGGACAUUGCAACAACACACGAAGUUCAAGCUGUGUGGGCCGGUUGGGGUCAUGCUUCUGAAAAUCCAAAGUUACCUGAAUUGCUGCAUAAAAAUGGCAUUGUGUUUUUGGGACCGCCAGAACGUGCUAUGUGGGCUCUCGGAGAUAAAGUGGCCUCAUCAAUCGUAGCACAGACCGCUGAUAUUCCCACAUUAGCCUGGUCUGGUUCUGAAUUGAAGGCGCAGUACAAUGGUAAAAGAAUUAAAAUUUCUACGGAAUUGUUCAACAAGGGUUGCAUUACUACUGCCGAAGAGGGUUUACAUUCUGCUGCUAAAAUCGGCUAUCCUGUUAUGAUUAAGGCAUCUGAAGGUGGCGGAGGAAAAGGUAUUCGAAGAGUCGAUUCUGCGGAAGCAUUUCCAGCAUCAUUCCGUCAAGUUCAAGCUGAAGUACCUGGUUCUCCCAUUUUUGUUAUGAAACUUGCAUCGGGUGCUAGGCAUUUAGAAGUACAACUUCUAGCUGAUCAAUAUGGGAAUGCGAUAAGCUUGUUCGGUCGAGACUGUUCAAUUCAACGUCGACAUCAAAAAAUUAUUGAAGAAGCUCCAGCUAUUAUUGCACAACCGGAAAUUUUCGAGGAAAUGGAAAAGGCUGCUGUUCGUUUGGCUAAGAUGGUUGGUUAUGUAAGUGCCGGUACCGUUGAGUACUUGUACACAGCCGAAGGAAAUUAUUAUUUCUUAGAAUUGAAUCCACGUCUUCAAGUUGAACAUCCUUGCACUGAGAUGGUAGCCGAAGUGAAUCUUCCAGCUUGUCAAUUGCAGAUUGGAAUGGGCAUUCCGCUGUAUCGCAUCAAAGAUAUUCGACUUCUUUAUGGCGAAAGUCCAUGGGAUGACUAUACGAUCAAUUUCGAAAAUCCACGUCACAAACCACAGCCGAAAGGCCACGUUAUUGCAGCCCGUAUUACAUCAGAAAAUCCAGAUGAAGGUUUCAAGCCGAGUUCGGGAACUGUUCAAGAGCUCAAUUUCCGUUCUAGUGAAAAAGUGUGGGGUUACUUCAGUGUGUCUGCAUCGGGUGGCUUACACGAAUUUGCCGAUUCUCAAUUUGGUCAUUGCUUUUCUGCCGGAGACAAUCGUCAGGAAGCUAGACAAAAUCUGGUGAUCGCACUCCGGGAUUUAUCGAUUCGCGGUGAUUUCCGUACAACCGUCGAAUAUUUGAUUACCCUGUUGGAAACACCAAGCUUCAAGGAAAAUACCAUUGACACCGCAUGGUUGGAUGCGCUCAUUGCUGAACGCAUACGAACUGAAAAGCCUGACAUUAUACUUGGAGUCGUGUCUGGCGCAUUGCACAUCGCCGAUCGAAAAAUCACCGACGCAUUCCGAUCAUUCCAAACAUCGCUAGAAAAAGGACAGAUUCAAGCUGCCAAUACGUUAACAAACGUAAUUGAUGUUGAGCUUAUCAGUGAAGGCGUUCGCUAUAAAGUUCAAGUGUGCAAAAGUGGCCCGAACAACUUUUUCUUGAUUAUGAACGAUUCGUUCAAAGAAGUUGAAGUUCACCGUCUAUCCGAUGGAGGAAUGUUAUUGUCGCUAGAAGGUGGCAGUCACACAACCUACAUGAAAGAAGAAAUCGAUCGUUAUCGCAUCGUGAUCGGCAACCAAACGUGCGUGUUUGAAAAGGAAAACGAUCCAUCGAUUUUACGCAGUCCAUCGGCGGGAAAAUUAAUCAAUUUCUUGAUAGAGGAUGGUGGCUACGUCAACAAAGGUCAACCGUAUGCUGAAAUUGAAGUGAUGAAAAUGGUCAUGACUCUGUCGUCGCAAGAAGCUGGUACUGUUUCGUUUGACCGACGGCCAGGAGCAGUACUCGAGGCUGGUAUGGUUAUCGGACACUUGGAAUUGGAUGAUCCGUCUUUGGUGACUGUAGCCCAACCGUACCAAUUCCCAUUCCCAACCCAUUCCCAACCAUCUGAUAACAAGGAAAAGUUGAACAAGAAGUACAACAUAUCCAAAGUCAUAUUGGAAAAUAGUUUAGCCGGCUAUUGCCUACCGGACAAAUACAACGAAAUACGCCUGAAAACGGUGAUCGAAGAUUUUAUGGGCAGCUUACGAGAUCGCAAUCUUCCAUUGCUGGAAUUGCAGGAGGUAAUUUCAUCGAUAUCCGGACGAAUUCCUGUGUCAGUUGAAAAGAAAAUCAGGAAACUGAUGGCGUUGUAUGAGCGAAACAUUACCAGCGUUCUGUCGCAAUUUCCAUCCCAACAUAUUGCAAGUGUUAUCGACAGUCAUGCAGCCACACUACAAAAGCGCAGCGAUCGUGAUGUAUUUUUCUUAACGACACAAGGCAUCGUACAGUUGGUGCAACGAUAUCGUAACGGUAUUCGUGGUCGUAUGAAGACAGCUGUACACGAACUACUACGUCAAUACUAUGCCGUUGAAUGUCAGUUCCAGUAUGGACAUUACGACAAAUGUGUAACCACGCUGAGAGAGAAACACAAGGACGAUAUGCUUUCCGUCGUCAACACCAUUUUCUCGCACAGUCAGGUAUCCAAGAAGAAUUUACUGGUCACUUCAUUGAUCGACCACUUAAAGAAAAAAGAGCCCGGCUUAACCGAAGAAUUGGCUGCCACAUUGAAUGAGCUGACAUCGCUUAAUCGUGCCGAACAUUCUCGCGUGGCUCUCAAGGCUCGUCAAGUGUUGAUUGCAGCCCAUCAGCCGGCCUAUGAGUUACGACACAACCAAAUGGAAUCGAUUUUCCUAUCAGCUGUGGAUACGUACGGACAUGACUUCCAUCCGGAGAAUUUGCAGAGACUGAUCCUGUCCGAAACUUCGAUCUUUGAUAUUCUUCACGAUUUCUUCUAUCACACAAACAGCAAUGUCUGCAACGCUGCAUUGGAGGUGUAUAUUCGUCGAUCGUACAUAUCGUAUGAGUUAACGUGCCUGGAGCAUGUGGAUGAAUCUUUGUCCGGAAUCGAUGUUCCGCUGGUUCAUUUCCAAUUUAUGCUGCCGACAGCCCAUCCCAAUCGUUUCUCCGACAAUCACGAUGUAUCGGUGACAGAUUCCUUUAUGCGAGCUGGAUGGAUGGCUGCAUUUAAUUCAUUCGAACAUUUCGAAGAGCAAUCCGAAGAAAUCCUGAAGUUAAUCGAAGAUUUUUCAACUCCAGCAUCGAUUAGCAGUAAAGUUUUAGACGCUUUAGAUGUGGCUGAAUCGCAGUCGGAUGGCCAUCGGUUGAGUACAUCCAUUAAUGUUUCGUUGUCUGACCCGGUUACUAGAACUCCAGCCAGUGAUGGUGGCGAACAAAAACCAGGUGAACCGGUGCAUAUUCUAAGCGUAGCUGUACGUGGAACUGAAGACAUGGACGAUAAUCAAAUGGCUCAAUGUUUCGGUUCAUUCUGUAAAUUGAAUCGCGAAGAAUUUUUCAAGCACCGAGUGCGGCGAAUCACUUUUGCAGCUUUGAAGAAACAAAAAUUCCCGAAGUUCUUUACCUAUCGUGCAAGAGACAACUUUGAGGAGGAUAGGAUCUACCGGCAUUUAGAACCGGCAUGUGCCUUCCAAUUAGAACUGAAUCGUAUGCGAACGUACGAUCUUGAAGCGUUGCAAACUGCCAACCAAAAAAUGCAUUUGUACUUGGGCAAAGCUAAAGUUGCCAAAGGCCUACAAGUGACAGACUAUCGAUUCUUCAUUAGAUCAAUUAUCCGUCACUCUGAUCUGAUUACCAAAGAAGCGUCCUUUGAAUACCUACAGAAUGAAGGUGAACGAGUGCUUCUAGAGGCAAUGGACGAACUGGAAGUAGCAUUUUCACAUGAUGAAGCCAAACGCACCGAUUGCAAUCACAUUUUCUUGAAUUUUGUGCCGUCGGUUAUCAUGGAUCCGGCUAAAAUUGAAGAGUCUGUAACGCGCAUGGUGAUGAGAUAUGGUCCUCGUCUUUGGAAAUUGCGCGUUCUGCAAGCCGAAUUGAAAAUGGUUAUUCGACAAGCGCCGCAAGCACCAACCCAAGCAAUACGAUUGUGCAUUGCCAACGAUUCCGGUUACUUUUUAAACAUUGCAAUGUACACGGAAGUCACCGAUAGAGAGACCGGUAUCAUCAAAUUCAUGUCGUAUGGAUCCAAAGAAGGACCUUUGCAUGGACUAGCCAUAUCCACACCGUAUCUCACGAAAGACUUUUUGCAACAGAAACGGUUCCAGGCACAAUCGGCUGGCACUACGUAUGCGUAUGACAUUCCGGACAUGUUCCGCCAAAUGGCUGAACGACAUUGGAAGGAAUAUUCGAAGGCCCGACCAUUGAUUGACAUUCGAAUGCCGGAAAAAGUUUUGUUGGAAGUGGUGGAGUUGGUUGUUGUCGGUGAUACUCUUGAAGAAAUGCAACGAUUGCCGGGUGAAAAUGAUUGUGGAAUGGUUGCCUGGCGCAUCGUUAUUUGCACACCCGAAUUCCCGAAUGGUCGAGAAAUAAUCCUAAUUGCUAAUGACUUAACCUACCUCAUUGGUUCUUUUGGACCGAAAGAAUACGCUAUCUUCAACAAAGCAUCAAUAUUGGCUAGAGAACGAAAAGUGCCCCGCAUUUACAUAUCCUGUAACAGUGGUGCCCGCAUCGGUUUGGCUGAGGAGGUGAAAUCGGCAUUUAAAAUCGCGUGGGAAGAUCCAGACGAACCGGAGAAAGGAUUCAAAUAUUUGUAUUUGUCGACCGAGGACUACAGUAGAUUGGCUGCUAUGAAAUCGUUACGUGCCAUUUUGAUCGAAGAUGAAGGUGAGCAACGAUACAAGAUUACUGACAUCAUUGGCAAAGAUGAUGGACUGGGCGUCGAGAAUCUGCGUUACGCUGGUAUGAUCGCCGGAGAAACAUCGCAAGCUUACAAUGAAAUUGUUACGAUCUCAAUGGUUACGUGCCGUGCAAUCGGCAUUGGUUCGUAUGUGGUUCGAUUGGGUCAGAGGACGAUUCAAAUCGAAAACUCGCACAUUAUUCUUACGGGAUAUGCUGCGCUGAAUAAAUUGCUAGGUCGUAAUGUAUAUUCGUCAAACAAUCAGUUGGGCGGUGUCCAAAUUAUGUGUCCGAAUGGUGUGACGCACAAAACUGACGCCGUCGAUUUGGAUGGUAUUUGGACGAUUCUCAAUUGGCUGUCUUACAUGCCAGAAAAAGUAGGUGGACGUUUACCGGUCGUCUUGCCAAGUGAUCCAAUUGAACGCCCAAUAAGUUUCAUGCCGACAAAGUCACCUUACGAUCCCAGAGACAUGUUAGCUGGUCGGUUGAAUCCAACAAAUCCGGGCGAAUGGGAAAGUGGAUUCUUUGACAAGGAUAGUUUCCACGAGAUAAUGGAACCGUGGGCGAAAACUGUCGUUACUGGUCGUGCACGGCUCGGAGGUAUUCCAGUUGGUGUGAUUGCCGUCGAAACGCGUACAGUUGAAAUUACAAUGCCAGCUGAUCCAGCUAAUCUUGAUUCGGAAUCGAAAACACUGCAGCAAGCAGGUCAGGUGUGGUAUCCAGAUUCAUCUUACAAGACUGCUCAAGCGAUCAAAGAUUUCGGCCGUGAAGAGCUUCCGUUGAUGAUUUUCGCCAAUUGGCGUGGAUUUUCCGGUGGCAUGAAAGACAUGUACGAGCAAAUUGUCAAGUUUGGUGCGUAUAUCGUUGAUGGGUUGCGCGAAUACAAACAACCGGUUUUGGUCUAUCUCCCACCCAAUGCUGAAUUACGCGGUGGAGCUUGGGCUGUGUUGGAUUCAUUGAUUAAUCCACGUUACAUGGAAUCAUACAUGGACCCUGAAUCUCGUGGAGGUGUACUGGAACCGGAAGGAACGGUUGAAAUCAAGUAUAAAGAGAAGGACUUAAUCAAAACCAUCAAUCGUUUGGAUCCAGUCAUUGCAAAUCUCAAACAAAAAAUCACACAAACGGAGGACAAAGAAGUGGUCGCUGAACUCGAAAUUAAGAUUCGCGAAAGGACCCGUUCGAUGUCACACGUUUAUCACACCGUAGCUGUUCACUUUGCCGAUUUGCACGAUACGCCAGAAAGAGCGCUGGAGAAGGGUUGCAUCAACGAAAUUGUAGCGUGGAGAGAAUCAAGAAGCUGGUUGUACUGGCGAUUAAGACGUUUGAUUUUGGAAAACCAAAUGGUCAAGGAAAUCAUGCGUGCACAAAGUAAUCUAUUGGUUGAAGAGGGUAGAGCAAUGCUGUACAGAUGGUUCUUAGAGGAGAAGGGUGCUUCAGAGUCGCACGUUUGGUGGCAGCAAAACAAAGAGAUAGUUGAUUGGCUAGUGACGCAACAGGACACCAAUUCAACCGUACAAUUGAAUUUGAAUGCUGUCAAGAAGGAUGCUGUCAUAUCACAAAUUGAGGAUGCACUUAAGGAUUGCCCGGAAGCGGCGCUUGAUUCCGUUAUUCGAAUAUGUGAGACGUUAACAGCAUCGAAACGCGGUGAAGUGGUUCGUAAAUUGUCCGAAUUAGAGUUUGCUAAAAGCGCUGAAGCUAGCAAUUUAGGUUAGCGAUGUAAUUUCAAUAUAACACAAAAAAGGUUCACGUUCGAAAUGGUGUAAAUCGUCAAUUGUUCAUUUUUCUAUUUACUUCCAUCAAUUUUCCCAUUUCGAACGUGUUCGAACCCCGUCUAAUAUUUAAUUAUUUUUCUUGAUUAUUAUUUCAUUGUUAAGAGAUCAUCAAAUAAUUUUACAAAAAAAAAA